AUGGUACAGUGGGCCACUUUGCACACAACAUCGCGUCGAGCGUUGACUCCGCACGAGCAGUGCGCAUUGUGCCGCGCGCUGUACGCACUCGCGCACGCACACGCACACGCGGACGACACAUACACACUCGAGGCUUUGAGCAAGUGCGGGGAAACUGCCGUACCUAUACUAUUGCGGUUCGUGUGCCACGAACGAAGUCCCAGCGUGCGUCGCGCAGCGCUGGGCUGGCUGUCCCACUCCCACUCGCAAUCUACACUGCUGGCCAUCGCGCAGCAAGCCGCCACAUGUGUGGACCCCGCCUCCACCACUAAAUCAAUCGGAUUGGAUAUAGCACAAAUGUUAAUAAGCGCAUUGAAAGACGAAAACACAUUGGUGAAAACUGUGCUACCGGAAUUGAUCAUUCAAAUUUCAAACACGAGAGAACUAUACGCGGAAACUGCCUUUAAUAAUGCAACCGAAUUAUUAAUCGACAAAAUCGAAUUAUUCGAAAACGAGGUUUUGAAAAGUAUUACAAUAAAUCUAUUAAAAGUGCUGUGUUCAUCACAAAAUGGCGGAACGUCACACGGAAUGGCGGAUAUUCGAAUAAUGAGGAAAUUUACCAAAAUGACCAUUGAGUUUUUAAAGAGAUUGGGAGAAUAUAAGGGAAAUAAUUUAUUUGAUGUAGUCGAUGAUAUUUUCAUGAUUGUUGGAAAAAAAGUUGUGGAAUUUUCGCGCCUUUUUUACGUUCUAUCGGUUGUCAAAGAAGUGUACCAGUUGGACACAGACAGGUGCAGAAAUAUUUUGUUGCGUGAAGGCAAUUAUAUUUCUAAUAUUUUAUUUGAUGAGAGGGAAAAUCAAGUUAGUUUAGAUUAUUUGCAUUUGGAAGCCGUUUUAAAGUUUUGUACGGUAUACGCGGAAGUUCUGUUGGAAUUGCAUUAUGAGGGUACUCUAAAUUUCCUAUCAAGGAUACUUACAAAACUGCACCCAUAUCAAGUAGAACUACAAUACGCAUCUAUAUUCACUUGUCUAACUAAAUGUAGAGAAAUAUUAAAGAGCACCCCUCGAAUUUUGAUCACCAGCUUUGAAAACUGGUGUAGGAAGCUUCCGGUGGAAGAUAUACGCGGCAAUCUUCAAAGGUACAAAUUUUCCAAAGAGGAUAUGGCGCUGGUGAAAUCUUUGAAACUUAUGCUCGAGUGCUUUGAUAUAACCGACCCGGGGUUUGCCGAUCUGAACAGACACACGCAAAACUGGCUUCACUGCGUCCAGGAAUUGAAUGAAUCUGGAUAUAUUGAGAGGAACAUGAGCAAAUUGCCAUAUUUGACGGACCUACUUCAUGUUUUAUUCCGAUUUUUGACAGUGACAGAUGUCAAGAGUGUCAUUUCGAUUUGCGGUGAGGAGUUUUGUGCGAUUUUCAUGCCUGCGCUGUUCCACUAUUUCGUACGGCAGCCGUAUUUACUACUGGAUCACAACCUGGAGAAGUUUUGCGGUCUCUUGAAUGAGAUAGUGAAGUAUUACGUUAGGAAAUGUAAUCUGGAGGAAUACUGUGAUCUCAUUUUGAAUUUGGUUGACACGUUAUGGCCGAAAUACGAGAGCGUAUGCGAUUUCAAGAAGAAGCAUUCUCUGCUUGUGGAUAUGUUGAGCUUGCCGAGGAAGCUCGGGCCGUAUUCGAACCCGAUGCAGUGGAUCAUGGACUCGAUACGAUCGGACGAGUGCAGCUGCGAGAUGAAAGCUAAAUUGAUUGGUGUGCUGCCGACUGGCGAGGCUUACAGCGGCACGUGGCAGUGUUUCCUGGGGCUGGUGCCGGCGCGGCUGGGAGACGCGCGCGGCGAGCAGAGCCUGAUGCUGCGCGCGCUACUGGACGCUCUGUUGGUUGCCGACUGCUCGCUGCUAGACCACCUCUGCCAGCUGGUCUCAGGCGACACGGAGAAGGGAUGGUGGGACGAUGCCAUUGACGCCUGUAUGGUCACACUGGCAUCAAGAAACGACAUCACUAUAUACGAGACCGUUUACAAGAAGUGCUCGGACGGGCUGUCAUUGGGAGUCUGCAAUCGACUCAUGGUGCCUUUACUGAGGUGCUCUAAUGCGUCACUCUGCGAGGAGUUCUUCUCCAGCAAACUAAAGGACCUUCUAGCGGUGCUGAGAAAGAGACCUCGGGGAGCGACCGCUCACUAUAUCUACCACAAAGCUGUCGUGGAUUAUUUGAGGGCGUUGAUUCUGCUAAAAGUUGCUUUUGAAAAGAUACCUAGAGCCCACAUCGAGUCUCCAAACUCGGUCCUCUACAAGCGGAUGUCCGCAGAAGUGCAAGACAAUAUUUUCUACCUGGCGAAGACAGUCGCGAUGUGCUGCGUGGAGCUGGAGGCGAAGAAGGUGGUCGUCUGCCCCGCUGGUGCAGACCAGAAGCUGAAGAAUAACUGUCUACUGUUCCACUGUGAGAACUACAACUGUCUGACCGCGGCGAUCUUCUGCCGCGAGCCGAAGGAGUCCAAGUUCUACGACUUGAUCUACAACGAAGCCGCCUGGAAUCGAAUUGUGGACCCGGAUGUCACGUACGAUCUACCGCUGAGGGCGCAGUGGCAGCGGAAGCGGACAGUGAAGCAAGCAGUGAGCGUGGAGUUGUCCAGCGACAGCCCACUGCUGGGCCGCUCGCUGACUCGCACCAGUGCUCGCACCAGAACUCGCACCUUCCUCCACACGCUCUCCGAAAACCCGCUGGACUUUGACCUUCAGCUGCCUUGCGAUGAACAGGACGACGGUCAUGAGAUGUCGGUGUCUGAGAGCUCUGUGAACGAGCACGCUUGUGCUGCCACGCUGACGGCUGCCACCAGCCGCAUCUGCCUCCUGCCCAUCAGCUCGUGGCAGCACAGAAUCGCUGCUGCCCUGAGGGCUCACCUGCAUCACAACGUCAAGUGGCUCCUCGCACAGGUGAUUUGCAAUUGUACUGAAGAUGUGAAGAGUCACGCCAGCAUUCUACGGCCGGCGUUGCUGGAGAUGAUCGUACAAACGUCCAGCGAUGGGGCGGGAGGGGUGCUGAACGGUCUGCAUGUGCAAAUUCUGGACACGAUCAUACAGUGGCGAGGCGAGACAAACGAGUUGGAGUCGGAUGCCAUAGACAAUCUGAACGUGACCAUAGAGCGUCUCAUCGCGACCUGUAUCCGCAACGCGCGGCGUCAACAAAUAGUAAACGAUCUUAUAGAGAGGAUGAACUCCUUAUUGGAGAUGUACGGGACGGUCGUGAAGAUCGGAUGGACAUGCUUUCAGGAUUAUAUGGAAGCUCGAAACACAUCCGCCCCUAAGACCUACCUCCAAAUCCUUAAGAACAUAACCAAAAGAAAGAUACACAUACCGGAGCUGCUGCCCAAUCUGAUUCAGACUCUCGAGUCCAGACAGGACCGGAACAGCCGCUUAGCCAACUUGGCUAACCAGGUCGAUUUGGGUCAACUGGCUCAACUCUUCGGCCGUGCGCUGGCAGCUGCUCCAGUCAGUACCAGGUUUGAAAUGUUGAAGAGAUACCGGAAUGUUCUAGAGAAGAACAAAAGCGACGUCUCUGAGUAUAUCAAGCUUUUGUAUAACGCGCAGGUUGAGUUCCCUGAAGUUUGCGAUGGACUUCAUUUCAGGAGAGUGACGGACUUAGCUACAAAAGUGGUCGGUCGGAACAAAACAAAGUGUUUAGAAAUCCUGUCCAUGUACAUUGCUAAAGCGUCACGUGAUGAAGACAUAACGGCAAUGUUUGAAACGAUAGAGAUAUCGGAGUUGAUGGUGCGAGGUGAUGAGAUCGUGUUGGGCUUGGUGAUGAAUGGCCUGCUGGUGAUGGGAGAGCAGUUGAAGAGGAGGGUGAUCUUGCAGUGCGUGGAGCACUGCUCUCAUCCCGUCUGGAAGGUCAGGAAAGCGGCUUUGGGUGUGUUAUUGAAGGCUUUUGAAGGUCUAAUUGUACCCAGUGCAGAGGAAUCGAAUCCCAAACGGCCAGCAAAGUUGAACAAUCCGUUGAUGCGAGAUGUCGGGUUCAAUAAGCCAAUGGCGGCGUUCGGACUUGGCUUGGUCUGCGAGCCGGAUACUGGAGACCUGCGAGAUGCAAUGAGCCGGCAUUUGACAGCCGCUGGACUAGUUAAGAGGUUCUGCGAGACGUUCAUCAUCACCGUUCACCUGCCCGUAUUGCAUGCUGCGUGCAGUGAGAAGUACGUGUCUGUCUGCGUGUCCGUCUUGCUUGAUAUAUUCUUCAAGGAUCUGAGGGAGAAUGAGGCUUUCAAGCGGACUCUGCUUAGAGAUCAACCUUUGGAGAGCACUUCAUCGGCGGCCACAGUUAAAACGGUAGCAAGAACUGCAAGCCGGCCUGCGAGUAACCAAGAUAAUGCAACUACAGAGGAAAUAAAAUCGGUGGACGAUGCACUUGGAGCUCUGUUGCAGUUUGCAAAGAGCUCUCCUGAGGUGGCAUCCGCUCUUUGUCUCCAAGUUAUGUCUGCACUGAAUUCACGGACGAGUAGCGGGUUCGAUUUCGCGGCCACCAUGUCCGAGUUGCUGGUGCCGAUGCUGGGCCGCAUCAGCGAUCUGACCCCCUUUCUGGUGGAAGCCUGCAGGCUGUUUGUGGACGAAUGUUGCCACAUUAAUGGAUUCAAAGAAACUGUGGAGGCUUUGGUAAAAACUGCAAAAGGAACAGAAGGCCAAUGCUUGGUGCAAGCGUUGUACGAGGAUGUACUGAUACGCUGUCCCGGACUGAAUUACUUCAUUUUGAGUAAAAUUAACCACGACAACGAAGACUGGGAUAUGACAGAGUUAAACAAGCAUUUUUCAUUGGAGGAUUUGGUCGCGUCAUUUGGUAUGCUGUCAAAUUGGGAGGAUCUGACAUUGCAGCAGAGAACAUCUGUGGAGUCCAGCCUGCCCCCUCUCUGGGUGGAUAUUGACACUUACAAGGUGGAGCUGGAUGGACGGUCCGACACGUCAUCAAACAGCUGGUUCGACAAGAUGGCGUCCGUGUACCGUAAGGGGAGCUAUCUCAGCAUGAAGUGGUUGAGUGAGUUACUUCGCUGGCCGAGGAGCUUGUUCUCGACGUCUGCUACAGUAGAAGCGAUCCAGUUGGAGAAGAUGCAAAAGGAGUCCUUCGACGAUUUUCUAAAAUACUUGAGCUGUGAUAUCCGUCCCGUCGACUGUUUAGCGGAAUGGGCAGCCAGGAUCUUAACCAGAGCGGCUUACUUAGAGAAAGCGACGGAAGAGUAUAGAAACAAUUAUACAGAUUCAAAGAGUUUGUCCCUCUCGCACGCUCUGCAGUGGUGCUUGAGUGCGAACGAGAGAGAGCUACCCAGUCAAGUGCUGCGCUGCGUCAGUAGUUUUAUCAGAGAGAAGACGACAACUCUUCCAUGGCUGAGUCAGGAACUGAUCGCAAAGAGAAAGUUGGCGUUGAGAAGCAAUAUCGAAGGCGAUUUGGCUAAAAUAUUAGAAAGAGCAGAGACAGAGGGCGCUCUUCUAAGUCAGGGCGCUCCGCUGGAAGAUAUAAUUGAAAUCAAUCAUCUUACAUUGUUGCUUCAUCGGGAUUUAAAUUCACUGACGAAAGAGAAAUUACAGUAUACUCUGAACAAUAUGCAACAGCAAUAUCUUAAGGCAUCAGAGGGGGCGAUAGUUCAAGGGAGGAAUAAACAAAUGCUGCAGUCUAUGGUGGAGCUGGCGAUCAUGCACUACGACGGCUUGUGGAAGGAAGUCAAUGAUUCUGAAGAACAAAACACAAUCCUCACUGACAUAUGUAGCGCUCUAGAUCCAGCUUUGAGUUUGAACCUGAACCUCAAGUAUAGUAAUCUAUUGGAUGUAAUACUCAACCGUCUCAGUGACUUCGCUGGUUAUAAACUGAGUGAUGAAGCAACUUCUGCUGUGCUUGGGACGAUUGAAACCCUAAUUCACGAGAUGGACGAUUUCGCCAUGGACGAGAUUAAGAGGAAUAUAUUCAAGUUCUCCUCGCAGCGGUCCUCUGAGUUGAUCGCCAAGUUGGAAAGGGAGGAAGUGGAGACGAGCAAGUUUAAGAAAUGUCUUCAACUUGUUGCUGAUGCUGAAUAUGCUCUGAAGCAGUAUUGUCGAGGACUGAGGGGUGCUCUAGAGCGUGAUGAUGGCGUGGAAUGGUCGCAAAUAUUCAACAGAAUGAAGGAAAAGAUCUUUGAAAAUCCCUACGCUGGUCCAGAUUACCAGGUCCUGUCCAAGUAUCACACUGUUUUAUACAGUAUUUCUGACUUUGAUCACAUGGAUAAAACAUCGGCGAAACAAACACUCCAACGUUUGACCAACGAACUUUCAUCCAAUAAACAAACUUUGCGACUGUCGCAACUCUGUCCCACUCUCGCGCAGGCGACUAUUUUGCGUGGGAGCGAGACGGACGACUGCUUGUCGCGGCUUUUGAUGUUGCCGCGUGGCGUACAUUUCCUUAAAUUUGAAGAGCAAGUGUCGGUGUUCACGGAGUCGGUGCGUCGGCCGGUGGUGGUGACCGUCCGGCUGUCCGAUGGUAACACUCGUCCGCUGCUGGUGAAGGGCGGCGAGAGCCUGCGCCGAGACGCGGCCGCGCUGCGCCUGCUGCGAGGCUUGCCGAUUCCCGCCCAGCAGCACUACCAGGUGACGCCGCUAAGCGAAGACUGUGGUCUCAUCGAGUACCUGGAAGAUCACGAACGACUUAGGGCUUUGAUAUCCAGCAAGUACGACGUCGAUGGUAUACUGGCGAGCGUAUCAAGAGCCUCUGACGAUGAGCUGAUCCUCAAGCCAAGGGAGGACUGCAUCAAGGAGUUUGAGCGGAUUUGCUCUAAGUUACCGUCCUACGCUCUACGGUCGGUGAUAGAGAUGAGAAGCUCGUGUAUAGAGGACUUCAUCAGCAAGAAGCAGCAGUUCGAAGAGGGCCUCAGUGUUAUGACCUUCGUUACCUGGUUGUUAGGUGUUGGUGACCGUCACCUCGACAACAUUCUGAUGAGCUUGCGACACGGUUCAGUUUGCUCCGUGGAUUGGAACUGCGUACUGCGGCACGGCCGAGCCGAGCUGCCACCCGCUAGGCUCACGCGUAACCUACUUGCACUCUGCCGACCUACAGUGUUGGAAAGUCGAUUACAGAAGCUUACAGCCGCUUCGCGGGACUCCCACAGACUCUUGUUGCCAGUCUUACAAGUCUCUUUCCGAUGGAUGGGGAAAGAGGUUGAGAACGAGUUGGCGGAUGUAAGCGACUUGCUACGGGGCGAGGCUCUUCCGCACCAGGUCAGCCAGCGAGCUGGACUACGUUCUGUGCGCAAGUACUCGCACAAGUACUCACAACUGCUUGAACGCAUCUUUGCGGACUACUCGCAAAAGGACAAAUACAGUGUGGAAGAACAGGUUUCAAACUUGCUGCGGCACUGCACAGAUCCUCAAAUCUUGGGCGUCACUAGAUCAAACUGGGAACCUUGGAUCUGA
Molecule: messenger RNA, 7383 nt
Organism: Parnassius apollo (apollo)
Lineage: Eukaryota; Metazoa; Arthropoda; Insecta; Lepidoptera; Papilionidae
Source: the annotation of a GenBank genome assembly